Molecule: messenger RNA, 1487 nt
Organism: Megalobrama amblycephala (Wuchang bream)
Lineage: Eukaryota; Metazoa; Chordata; Actinopteri; Cypriniformes; Xenocyprididae
Product: zinc finger protein 501-like
Exons: 5
Coding region: 126-1487 (453 amino acids)
Biological process (GO): negative regulation of transcription by RNA polymerase II; regulation of immune system process; regulation of cytokine production
Source: RefSeq, a predicted model, not a curated record
GUGAUGUCAUAAGGUGGCGCUGCGACUCCGCGUCAGUUAUGUUAUGGCUGAAGAAAGAGUGUCCAAACACACUGAAAAAACUUCUGGUGAAGCAACUGAGAUCCACAUGACACACUAUUAUAAAGAUGGCGUUUAUUAAAGAGGAGAGUGAAGACAUGAAGAUUGAAGAAACAUUCAGAGUGAACCAAGAUACUGAGGAACAAACAGACUUGAUGCUACUGAAAGUGGAGAGUGAAGUCCUGAAUGAUACGGAAGAGAAAGAUCAGUAUGAGAAAUGUCAUGCUUUCAUUACUCGAGAAAAAUCAUUUAGUUGCUCAGAUAAUGAAAAGACUUCGUCACGAAGAACAGCUCAGAAGACAGGAGAUGGAAGUUAUUUCACCUGCUUUAAAUGUGGAAAAUGUUUCAGUCAACAUGAAAACCUUACAGUCCAUAUGGGAAUUCACACUGGAGAGAGCCCUUAUACCUGCCAACAGUGUGGAAAAUGUUUUACUCAAAAGGGAACCCUUAACAGGCACAUGAGAAUUCACACUGGAGAGAGCACUUUCACCUGCCAACAGUGUGGAAAGAGUUUCACUCAAAAAGGAAACCUUAAAAAACACAUGAGAAUUCACACUGGAGAGAAGCCUUAUUCCUGCAGACUAUGUGCAAAGAGUUUCACAGCAGCACUAAACCUUAAGUAUCACAUGAACCGUCACAGUGGAGAAAAGCCAUUCAGAUGUGAUCAGUGUGAAAAGAGAUUCACCCGUAAGGUACACUUUAAUAACCACAUGAAGAUUCACUCAAAAGAGAACUGUUUUAUAUGUCAUCAAUGUGGAAAAAGUUUCCCUGAAAAAGGAAACCUUAAAAUCCACAUGAGACUUCAUACUGGAGAGAAGCCUUACACAUGCCCUCAGUGCAGAAAGAGUUUCACAUAUAAAAAAUCCCUUGAUGCCCACAUGAGAAAUCAUACUGGAGAGAAUCCUUUCACCUGCCAUCUGUGUGGAAAGAGCUUCACUCAAAAAGGAAACCUUAAAAUCCACAUGGGAAUUCACACUGGAGAGAGCUCUUACUCCUGCCAACAGUGUGGCAAUGACUGUUCCCCCAUUCAUCCUAGCAAUACCAUUGUCAAGUUUGCUGAUGAUACCACCAUAGUAGGACUGAUAACAGACAACAGCGAGACAAGCUACAGGGAGGAGAUUCAUCAUUUCACAGAAUGGUGCUCUCAAAAUAAUCAGGACUUAUAUAUGACUAAAACCAAGGAAUUGAUUGUGGACUUCAGAAAAUCCAAGUGCACUGAGUACUCUGUCCUCUGCAUACACAACAAUGAGGUAGAGAGGUGUGGACCAUCUCAAAACCUGAUCAUCAUGCAGGCUUCCAGAGAGUCCUGUGAAAACAUUCCAGAAAAGUCCCUUUCCAUCCACAACACCUUGAAGGAUGGUGGAGUGCCAGCCUUUAUGGUUGAAAUUGUCACAGUGAUAGUCCUGUGGUGCUAUGAUGGGUACGUGUGA